Mustela lutreola (European mink) is the source of this 6605-nucleotide messenger RNA. It is a transcript of the gene AKAP1, whose product is annotated as A-kinase anchoring protein 1. The transcript has 11 exons. The record is from RefSeq and is a predicted model, not a curated record. The coding region runs from base 198 to 2783 and encodes 861 amino acids. NCBI's taxonomy places the organism in Eukaryota, Metazoa, Chordata, Mammalia, Carnivora, Mustelidae. Gene Ontology annotation, molecular function: RNA binding.
CCCCUACGGUUGAAGGUAACAACUGUUUGAACAUCAGGGCUGGGCUGAGAGCUACCUCCCUGAGGCAUGGCUCCAGUACUCUGAUUCCCGGGCCCCAGCCAUGCUGCUGAGGGGGAGUGGCCCAGCUUACCAUCGGCCUCACCCUCAGUGGCAGCACCAGACUGCCCAACAAGGUAUAAUUUCUUCAGGCCUCCAGGAUGGCCAUCCAGUUCCGUUCACUUUUCCCCUUGGCAUUGCCUGGAAUGCUGGCAGUCCUCGGCUGGUGGUGGUUUUUCUCUCGUAAAAAGCAUGUCAGCAGCCAGGACAGACAGGUGGAGGCCGGCGCUGUGGAACGGAGGGCUGGCUGUGCCAUCAAAGAGCCACGUGCCCGGGAGGACCCCUGUCCUGGAGUAGUGUCCCCGCCCCCCAGCAUCGGAGCCCCUGCAGAAAAGGAGCCAUCAGCUGUGAGCAAGCCUCCCUCGGAGCCCCCAGCCUUGCUGCGGCCACAUGCAUCCUGUCGCCGGUCUGAGUCCUCCGGCAGCCUUCCAAACAUCACAGAUACAAGAUUGCGGCCAGGAACACGCAGAGAUGACAGUGCAAAGGUGGAACUAGCCCUGACGGGUGACGAAGCCGGGUCCGUUCCUCCAGAGUGUCCCCUUCCAACCCCAAAGAAUGUUCCUUUCCCCCACGUGGCGACAGAGGUGUGCAAGCAAGAGGCGCUGUUCAGUGCGACGGGAGGGCGGGGCUGGCAGGGCCAGGCUGCAGCCCCCCAAGAAAAGCCAAGAGAGACGGGUGGGGCUGAAGGCACUGGGGAUGCAGUGUCUGGAGAAAGCCUGCCUGAGGAGAGUGUGUUGUACCAGGAGCACAACUCCGACUCAGAGAUCUGCAAGGCGCCCAGUCCUGGGGAGAAGAGGCAGGACAGACCGCCGCAGACGGAGGACGAUGCUGUGGGGAAGCUGUUGAGCAGCCUCAUCGAGUCGGCUCAUGCAGAGCUGAUGGAGGAUGACGAGCUGCGGGCACCCCAGGUUGGCGACCGAGCCGGUGACGCAGAUGGUGCCGGGGGGCCGGGCAAGGAGGAGGCCGUGGAGCAAAACGAGAAGAUCGAGCAGGCUGCCUACCAGAUCAUCUCCAGAGUGAUCUUGGAGGCAACUGAAGAGGUGCUGGCCACCACCGUGGGGAGGAUCACAGAUCGGGUGUAUCAGGCUUCAGCUGGUCAGCUCCAAGGGCAGAAGGAAGAGAGCUCUGGGCCAGUCUGCCAGAAAUCUUCUCCGGGGCAAGAUGCCCGGGAGCCCGCUCCUGCCACCGUGGAGCCGGAGGCGGCCUCUGGUGCAGACGCCACCCUCCCCUUGCCAGGCCUGCCCACAGAGGACCUGCCACCACCAAAGACCUAUAAGAGCUGCCUGAGCAGCCCUUUGUCCAGUCCCACCAAGGACAGGAAGCCAAAGAACUCCGCACACCACAUAUCCCUGGCCCCCUGCCCUCUGCCAGCCGUCCCCCAGGGAGAGUCACCUGAUGAAGCCAGUGUCCUGGUGCAAAAUGCCGGGUGUGUCCCCUGUGUCCCCUGCACUUCUGACAGUGGCCAGGAUGUCCCUUCAGUGGCCUCGGAGCAGUGCUCGGAUUCCACCAGCACUUCAGGGCUUGAAGACUUGUGUACAGACACCAACUCAAGCCCCAGGAGCAAGGCCAUCUCCCCGCCGCUGCCAGAAAGUACUGUGCCCUUCAGCAAUGGGGUGCUGAAAGGGGAGCUCUCAGACUUGGGGAAUGAGGAUGGAUGGACCGUGGAUGCAGAAGCAGAUCAUUCGGGAGGCUCGGACGGGAACAGCAUGGACUCAGUGGAUGGCUGCUGUGGGCCCAGGAAGACUGAUAGUUUCCAGAAUGCCCAAGUGGGCUCCAGUCCUAAGAAGGUGGACCUCAUCAUCUGGGAGAUCGAGGUGCCCAAGCACUUAGUUGGUCGGCUAAUUGGCAAGCAGGGGCGGUAUGUGAGUUUUCUGAAGCAAACGUCUGGUGCCAAGAUCUACAUCUCAACCCUGCCUUACACCCAGAACAUCCAGAUUUGUCACAUAGAAGGUUCUCAGCAUCAUGUAGACAAGGCGCUGAACUUAAUUGGGAAGAAGUUCAAAGAACUGAAUCUCACCAAUAUCUACGCUCCUCCACUGCCGUCACUGGCACUGCCUUCUCUUCCAAUGACUUCCUGGCUCAUGUUGCCUGACGGUGUCACUGUGGAAGUGAUCGUGGUCAACCAGGUCAACGCUGGGCACUUGUUCGUGCAGCAGCACACGCACCCUACCUUCCACGCGCUGCGCAGUCUGGACCAGCAGAUGUGCCUGUGUUACUCUCAGCCCGGGAUCCCCACCUUGCCCACCCCCGUGGAAGUAACGGUCAUCUGCGCUGCCCCCGGCGUGGACGGUGCCUGGUGGCGAGCCCAAGUGGUGGCCUCUUAUGAGGAAAGCAAUGAAGUGGAGAUCCGCUAUGUGGACUACGGUGGAUAUAAGAGAGUGAAAGUGGACGUGCUCCGGCAGAUCCGAUCUGACUUUGUGACUCUGCCGUUCCAGGGAGCAGAGGUCCUUCUGGACAGCGUGAUGCCCUUGUCAGAUGAUGACCACUUUUCCCCUGAAGCAGAUGCAGCCAUGAGCGAGAUGACCGGAAAUACUGCGCUGCUGGCUCAGGUGACAAGUUACAGCCCGACUGGCCUUCCUCUAAUUCAGCUAUGGAGUGUGGUUGGAAAUGAAGCGGUGUUGAUAAACCGGUCGCUGGUGGAGCGAGGACUUGCUCAAUGGGUAGACAGCUACUACGCGAGCCUCUGACCCCCGUCCCUGACAGACGCUUCUGGAGUCUUUUUGCACUGUUGAAAUUGGGCUUGGCGCUGAGGCAAAGACAUUACAUCAGAAUAACAAACGUUGUCUUCCCCAGAAAGUUGUCUUUUUUUCCCCACACUGUAGUCAUGUUGAGAAGUUUUGUCUCUGAGACAAGGAAGGAACCAUGGGUUCUUUCAAAAGCCAUAAGAUGGUGUUGAACAAGCCAGUCAGUUUAGCCUGGUUCCAAGCCUUUAAAAAAAAAGAAAAAAUGAGAGUAAAACGGUCUCAACCAGGUUGUCCUCUGCCACCUCCGUUCCCUUCUUCCUUCCCACCUCCUCCCCUCACUCAGAACCAGACCAACCGCAGCAGACGGGCCAAGGGAUGUGUUGCCUGGGAGGGUUUCUUUUCUUUCAAAAUCUUUCUUCAGGGAGCAAGACAUGAAAUCACUAAUUGGUAUUGAUUACUUGUACAGCUUAUGUCAAUGAAUUUAUGAUAUUUAACCAGUUUUUAUAAACUUCAUCUAGGUCUCUAGGAAGGCAGACUUUUUAAUGCAUAUGUAAAUAUGAAGCAGUCAGACCUCCUGCCUUGGUCGGUGGUGGAGGGGAAUGUUAUCUUGCCAAGCCUGGUUGUAAUUUGUAACCAUUUUCUAUUUGUGCAAACUCUGUAAAUACAUGUUUAAAAAAAUGUAAUAUUUUGUAUAAGAUACACUGGAGAACAAAGGGAACUCAAGAUUUUUUCCACACCCCACAUCAUCUGUGAGCAGAGCAGCUGUCCCUGCAGGUUCCUCCUGUGGCUUCCUGCAUACUGGACAAGGUGACUGUAGGGGAUAGAUUGUGAGCGGGGAUUUUUUUUUUUCCUGUAAAAAUUUGUUAAAAAAAAAAAAACCAACUCAUUUGAAUUACCUUCCUGUGGUGUGUUUGAUUCUUUUUAUAGACUGGCUUCAGCAUUGUGCCGACAUAAGAAAGUAACUUAUAUAAAUCUUGAAUUGUAUGCACUGUACCUUUGAGUCCCUUUCUUCCAGGGUGAGAGGGUUGGGGUGGGGAGUGAGGUGGUGGUGGUGAGUGUGGUGGGCUGGAGGGGCCCUUCUAAAGAAGCCCUAGGGCUCUGGGAAGACCAAUUAGCCAGAAAUUUCCUUUUUUUUUUUUUUUUUUUUUUUUCCUCCCUCUCCUUGCCCCACAAGGUGGCAGCCACAGGACUCUCUGGCUUCCCCUAGUGAGAGUCUCAGAAAGCCAGGCCUGAGUUUAAAGCACUGGCUUCCAUAAUUCUUUGGGCUGUCUCAAGAGAUCUUUGAAGUUCUGUCCUCUCUUUUGGUGUAGGAACAAUUUACACCUGCAUGGGGAGAACAGAAUGAAGUUUUGAGUUUUUAAGGAUUUAUUUUACAGAGAGUAUGCGUACAGGAGGGAGGGGCAGAGGAAGAGGGAGAGAGAGAAUCAAGUAGACACCCUCCUGAGCACGGAGCCCAGCAUGGGGCUUGAUCUCACGACCCUGAGAUCAUGACCUGAGUGGAAAUCAAGGGUCUGAUGCUUGACUGACUGAGCCACCCAGGCGCUCCAGAAUGAAGUUUUGAUUUAACAGCCUCUCCUCUUUAGGGCAAAGGCAGGCUUGGGCCUGUUGGCCUGUGUCUUGGCGCUCCCCACCCCCACCCCCCCAAAAGGGGUUUCUUAAAGGUGGAGGCUGCCCCACAGAGCUGCAACUACCCUCCCCGGCCAUGGGUAACAAGUGGUUAACGGCCUGUUUCUCUCAUCUCUAGGAUCAGUUCAUGGGACCAACCUCAAAGCAAUGAAGCAAAAUCAUGGGAGUGUCCCGUGCUUGUACAGAGCUUGGCCCUGGGCAAGCUCUCAUGCAGUUGUAGCUGGAGGUCAUCCUAAGUCCCAGCAGUAAUUGGCUGUGACAUUGGCCAGCUUGGGUUACACCCAAGCUUUUUCUGUUCAGCUCUGUAUCCCUGGAGCAGACAAGGGUAUAUGGGAGCCCUCAAGCUUGUGUGGGGAGAGUAGCAGAGCCUGGUGUUCAGAGUUGGCCUUUGGGAGCUAUUGAGAGGGACCUACAGAAUCUGGUGACUGGUGGGGGACAGGAUAGAGGACAAGCCAAGACCCAAGUCAGGGUAGUCCAGAUAAGAUGCUGUUCCGUGGAACAGCUCUUGGGGUGACAAGUUGAUGGGUCAGGAUCCCUUGGACAAGGCCUCCAGGACUGGGGGAGAUGGGCAGUGGAGAUGAGGAGGUGGGCUAUUGUGGAACUUAAUAGUCCUAGCUUUCAGGGGUGAGUCCAUUUAUGGAGGCUUUGGUAUACGGGAGUAAAGUGACUUUAGAGGUUGGUGAAGGUCACAUACUCUGAAUUAACCCUUCUCACAUUAUACAGGGUUCAGAAAAAGUUGGUUUUGACCAUUUUGCUGGUAAUCUUGUUGCUCUUACAGAGGGGUAGAUUUAUGGAGGCCCUCACUCCCCGACUGUGGACAUCAGUCCUCUGGACCAGUAUAUUUUAGACACCUGCUCUGAGUUAGCUGGGCCAUCCAGGGAUGGCUUAAGCAUGGCUUUGAAAACUCAUGGUGCUGGAGGGGUGCUGGUCACCUGCCUGAGGGUAUGGUGGAGCCAGGUGGAGUGCUGGGUGCGGGAGCCUAGAGCUUCCAGCCUGUUCUCACUACAGGUAUUUAUUUCAACCAUUCUCCCCCCCCCCCCCCCCCCCCCCCCCAGUGCUCAGGGCCCUGCCAGGUGUGGCUGCUCCCGGUGGGGUGUCAACAUGGAUGCUGGGGCCCGUGUUCCUGCUAAGCCCAACACAGCCUUGCACAUACCUCUUAACCACCUCCAGCUUAAGAUAAAUCAAGAUGAGUAGCUGGAGUGAUGGACAAAGGUGCUCAUUUGGAAGAGAUAAAUUUGGUCCUCAAGACACCCCAGGGAGGCAGGGACUGACCUUGGAAAUAGAUGGUGACUUACAAAGUGGUUUACAGGUGAACACUGCAGUUGAGCACUGCACUUGAAAGCCAGCCCACUGUCCCAAGGCAGGUCUCCACCACAGCUCCUCUGAAGGAUUGUGAGAACUGAUCACGCUUCAUUCUGCAUCCCCAAGUAAAGGCUAUAGUCCUGAAGUCAUCACCCCACAAAACAGUCUCGUAACUGAGAAUGGGAAAAACACCAUGGCAGAAUGUGAUCAUUUUGCUUAUAGGAGAUUAAAAUUCGAGAAAUGUAAACGAAGCCAGGAAGAACAUGUAGCAUCUCAGCCAGAGUGAACAUUUUUGGUCCUUGCUGAUCUAAAAAGGAAACAAAACCUCCGCUGGGAAGGGUCAUCAGGGAUGUAGACAGAAAAGAGAACAUCUGGAUUGUUUCUAGACCAGCACAGUCCAGUAGAAACAUGGGAGCCACACGUGUAAUUUUUAAAUUUUUCUCUAGGAGCCUCAAUAAGAGAAAACUGGGUGAGACUAGUUUAAAUAGUUUGUUUAAUCCAACAUUUCAAUAUGUAAUGCAUACUGAAAAUAUCAAUGAGAUUUUAUAGUAUUUUCAUACUGAGUCUGGGGGAAUCCUGUGUGUAUAUUUUAUAUUUUCAGCCUGUCUUUUCUGCUUAAUCACGGCUCAGGUGCUCAGCCACAGGUGGCUGCCUUGUUGGGUGCCAGACUGUCCCACUGAUCAGCAUCACACCAAUAUUGACAGCCUUAUGUUGAUGUUUGUCCUUACUCAGAAAGCUCUAGGUUCUUUUGCACAUUUACUUUUCCAGAUGACCUUUAGCAUGAUUUUUUUGAGAGAGAAUCAUGGUGAAUGUUUUACCAACAUUUGGAAAAAAUAAUGCAUGUUGUUGACUUGUUAUAAAGUUUGAUGUAAUAUAUUAAAUUGAGUUUGUAAAUUA